Messenger RNA from Ceratina calcarata, 3216 nucleotides. RefSeq names its product Isoleucyl-tRNA synthetase, mitochondrial (gene IleRS-m). The coding region runs from base 275 to 3148 and encodes 957 amino acids. Lineage: Eukaryota; Metazoa; Arthropoda; Insecta; Hymenoptera; Apidae. Gene Ontology annotation, cellular component: mitochondrion. Gene Ontology annotation, biological process: mitochondrial translation; isoleucyl-tRNA aminoacylation. The transcript is spliced from 15 exons. Gene Ontology annotation, molecular function: isoleucine-tRNA ligase activity; aminoacyl-tRNA deacylase activity; ATP binding. The record is from RefSeq and is a predicted model, not a curated record.
UUGUUAGUAUGAGUAUGAUAGUAUAUGUGUUAGAACAGACACGUGUGCGUACAGUCAUAUUCGCCGAAAAUAUUUGUCGAUGUAUAAUAUAAGAACUAUUUAUUCGUCACAAAUUUAUGAGAAUAUAAAGAUUAAAUUAACAAUAAAUGAUCGUGAUAUGUAUUAAAAUUAAAUUGAUCGAAAACUAAUUACCUAACUUGACCCCAACAUAAAUAAGAUGAAUUAACCUACUAGUAACAGAUUUUAUGUAAUAUAUAAAAUAAAUACUGCAAGAAUGAAUAGAUUAUUAAUUAAGCGAACGUUCGUCACGAGUCAGGCACUCAAAGCAAAGAAAGGAUCAGGUGAUACGAAAACUGCACCGAAGAAGCGAAAUAAAUAUUCUGACACAGUUCUACUUCCACAAACUCAAUUUCGAGUGCAACUGAAUGGGAAAGAACGAAUAGAAAAAGAUGAACACUUAGCUAAAACUUGUGGUUUUCCUGAGUUGUACCAAUGGCAAAAGAAUAAUCUGUCAGGCCCAGAUUUUGUAUUGCAUGAUGGACCUCCUUAUGCAAAUGGUGUUCCACACAUGGGACAUGCUAUUAACAAGAUUCUUAAAGAUGUGACGUUAAGGCAUAAGAUUUUAAAUGGAAAUAGAGUUCACUAUGUGCCUGGUUGGGACUGUCAUGGAUUACCAGUUGAACUAAAAGCUAUUGAUAAUGAUAAAUCUCUGAGAGAUCCCUUAGAGAUUAGGAAAAGAGCUCGCAAAUGUGCAAAGGAAGCUAUCGCCAAACAAAAGCAAGCUUUCCAAUCGUGGGGUGUAACAGCCGAUUGGAGUGAAACUGGAUGUUACUUUACCAAUCAGCCUUUGUACAUGAAAAAUCAACUGAAUCAGUUCAUAAAGUUGUAUGAGAAAGGUAUCAUAUUUAGAGACUUCAUGCCAGUCUAUUGGUCUCCAUCUUCGAGAACAGCGUUAGCUGAGUCUGAAUUAGAAUACAAUCAACUUCACAAAAGUAAAGCCAUGACCGUUCGUCUACGUGUCAAUAAUAUACCAGAAAGAUUGAGUUCAUAUAAAGAUCGUUCAAUAUACGGAUUAAUAUGGACUACUACACCAUGGUCCUUGGUAGCCAAUCAAGCUGUAGCUUUCUCUACAAAUGCUACGUACUGUCUUGCCGAGGACAGUAAAAGUGACUUAUAUAUUGUCGCGAAAGAGUUAUUAAAAAAUCUCGAAUCAAAGAUCGGUCCUUUGGAACCAAUCGAGUACUUUGAAGGCAGCGAAUUGAAGGACAGCACGUACUUUCAUCCCUUUACGAAAGAAAAAUGCCCCUUUUUGGCUGCCCGUCACGUUACGACAGACGUCGGAACUGGUCUAGUUCAUAUCGCGCCUGCACACGGCCCAGAAGAUUUUCUGGUUGCCCUCGAGAAUAAAAUGCGCAUUUUAAUCGUGGUAGAUGCAGACGGACGGUAUACCGAAGCGGCCGGUCCGAGAUUUCAUGGAUUACAAGUGCAAACCGAGGGUGUUACUAAAGUGAUAGAGACUGUAAAUCUGGAUAUGCUGCAUAUUGAAACGAUAACGCACAGUUAUCCAUAUGACUGGCGAACUAAGAAACCAGUUAUCCUUCUUGCUAGUAAUCAAUGGUUCAUCGAUAUAAAUUCUAUCAGAGAAAAAGUGAUUGACAGUAUUACGGACGUGAAAAUAUAUCCGAAGUGUAAUCGGGCAGCCUCCAAGAAUGCUUUACUCGCUGGAGUACAGACUCGACCGUACUGGUGUAUUUCCCGACAACGUUCUUGGGGAACACCGAUACCCGUACUGUACAGUAAAACAACAGGCAAAGUGUUCACAAAUAAAGAAAUAGUUGAUCGUUUGUGCGAUUCGAUAGACAAGUUCGGUCCUGAUUGUUGGUGGGAAUAUUCGGCAGAGGAAUUAAUAGGAACAGAUCUAAUUAAACGAUUAAACGUUCCCGUAGACGAUAUAGAAAAAGGAAAGGAUAUUAUGGACAUUUGGUUUGAUAGCGGAAUUUCGUGGUCGUUUGCUACACCGAACGGAGAAGCAAAUCUUUAUUUAGAAGGGAACGAUCAAUUUAGUGGCUGGUUUCAAUCGUCCUUAAUUACAUCAGUAGCUUUGCAGGAACGUCCACCUUACAAUGCUUUAUUUGUACAUGGGUUUGCAGUCGAUGAGAAUAACAUGAAAAUGUCCAAAUCACUGGGAAACGUGAUAAAUCCAGAUGAACUUUUACUAGGCGGUUCUAAUUUGGAAAAGAAUCCAGUAUACGGUGUGGAUAUUUUAAGGUGGUGGGUAGCUAAUCAUGGUUCGCAACAUACAAAAGUACCAGUUUCAAAAGAUUUGCUCGAAGGCUGUAAACAGUACAUCCAUAAAAUUCGUCUGAUACUGCGUUUCCUCUUGGGUGUUGCACAUUCUCAUCGUCAAGACACGAACAGCAGUGUACAAUAUCGAAUUAUUGACAAAUACAUGUUGUACUUGUUGUACCGUUAUAACAAACAGAUGCAGCAACAUUACAACGAGUAUGAGUAUCACCAUGCGGGUAAAGCGAUCAUGAACUUUACAACGAACGACGUGUCUGCCCUUUAUUGUACUUUAAUCAAGGAUAGGCUCUACUGCGACGAGGCACUAUCUCCGACGCGCGUCGCGGCGGUGCAAGUCGUAAAAGAAAUAUUAAUUGUCCUUUUACGACGUAUCGCUCCAAUCAUCCCGCAUUUAGCAGAAGAAGCAUGGUCGCAUUAUACUGAAAAUCAAGCGAUGCCGUUACAUUGUACGCAAUACGAGAUACCAUCGUCUUGGAACGAUCCAACGAUUGUAGAAUACGUAGACGCGGCGCUUACGUUGAGGAACAACAUUUUGAGAACUACCGAUAAAAAUACAUGGAAAAUGCAUGGUGUCAUAGAAGCUACAAACAAAGAUUUCCGCUCGCUUUCACUCCUUUACGACGAGGAACAGCCGUCACUUUCAGAAUUAUGCGAAAUACUACAGUUAUCCUCGGUGACGUUGACCGAAAGCGAUACGAUUACGGAAACGCGGAUACAAGUACACGAGAUUCAGAAGUCCGCUUGCGAACGGUGCAGAAGAUAUCCUGAGACUCGAGCAGACGGACUCUGUUCACGCUGCGCCAGUGUACUUGCCAAAGAUAAACCGAUGACUGCGAUUAUGUAACAAAAUGUGCGAAGACGUAUUCUUAUUAUCUGGUAACAUAAAAUAAGAUUUUUCAUUUAAGAACAGAA